AUGCCCAUCUGUAUCGAAUGCCGGCACCCGGUGAAGACACUAUGGACCAAAUACUCCAAUGCGGACGACAAGUCAAGCGGCCACAACAUUCGCUUGACCGUUUGUAGGAACUGCGGCCAGUUCUGCGACAAGUACGUGGAGCACGAUUUCGUCGUGCUCUUCAUCGACCUCGUCUUGAUCAAGCCUCAGGUCUACCGCCAUUUACUCCACAACACACUGAUGAAAGACGACGACCGCUUUGAUUCUUCCAUCGUCCGGCUGGGCGUGCUUUUGCUACUCUUCGACGUUUACCUGACUUGGGCCCGCAUUGAGAAGCAAACUGGUCCUAUGUCGGCCCAAGACGAGGGCGCAAACCUAGGAAGUCUGACGCAGCAGUCAAUCGUGUCGCAAUACAUGUUUUUCCUCAUACUCUGUGCUCUAUCGACCGUCGCCUUUCACGUGAGCAUCCGCUUCAUGACCUCGUCGACACUCUCCCCGCUCAGCAUGUUCAAUAUCUUGCCUCGUUAUUCUCGUCCCAAUUCCGUAUCGACCGCACUCCUUGUCUCUUCCUCGACCAAGCUCUUUCCCAUUCUUAUGGUUAUAUGGCAGUACGACGUGCCGGCUGCUGCGCGAUCGCUCGGGUGGGCCGUUGUUGCGAACAAUGUUGAGGCUCUUCGGAUACUUUUGGACUGCGGCUAUGGAGUCGCCACGCUGCUGGCCACCACCGGUGCUCUCGCGCGGUGGUCAGUAGGGCGUGGUAUUCUCUGGGCUGCCGGGUUGGAUGGUGUUGAUUCUAUCGGGGAGACGAGCAUUGCCGCAGAUGGUAAGGCUCUCUGGGCUCUGCUUAUAUAG
This is a messenger RNA of Colletotrichum siamense, 831 nucleotides long. It is a transcript of the gene arv1, whose product is annotated as Protein arv1. Bases 1 to 831 code for a protein of 276 amino acids. The record is from RefSeq and is a predicted model, not a curated record. Gene Ontology annotation, cellular component: Golgi apparatus; cortical endoplasmic reticulum. The transcript is spliced from 4 exons. Lineage: Eukaryota; Fungi; Ascomycota; Sordariomycetes; Glomerellales; Glomerellaceae. Gene Ontology annotation, biological process: sphingolipid metabolic process; sterol metabolic process; regulation of plasma membrane sterol distribution.